Lytechinus variegatus (green sea urchin) is the source of this 2739-nucleotide messenger RNA. RefSeq lists its product as uncharacterized. The coding region runs from base 131 to 595 and encodes 154 amino acids. NCBI's taxonomy places the organism in Eukaryota, Metazoa, Echinodermata, Echinoidea, Temnopleuroida, Toxopneustidae. The record is from RefSeq and is a predicted model, not a curated record. The transcript is spliced from 3 exons.
CUAUGUGUCUUCAUCAUUCAAUCCACAGACAUACCUUGCAGCAGUUACCUGCAACACUCUACGCUUCUCCCAUUCUCACAUCACGAGUUAACCACAAGAAAACUACAUCACCUGAAACCUUGGGCAAAACAUGGCACCGAACACCACUCUACUUCUAUGCCUGAGCCUUGGCCUCAUCUCCCUGGUCCAAGGCUACCCUUAUGAUCUCGAUGAAGUUGAAGGGGUCGCCGAUCUCAUGGGCGACGACGAGCUCGAAGGACUAGAUGAGAUGCCGAUGAUGGCGGCCGGUGCGACCGGGGAAGGAGAGGGGGACGGUGAAGGACUCAGCGCCCAGGACCAACUCUUAGCAUUCUACGAACGAGACAGGAGAGGGGCGAGAUGGAAUAAGAAUUUUGUCGGCAUCAGCUCUUUAGAUCGCUCAAUCACAGCCUACACAUCAUUCCUGCCAUGUAGAGUCGAAGGCAUUUGCAAGCAAAAGUUCAAAAAGACAUUCCGCUGCAAGUGCAACCAACAUACUUACUGCGUUGGACCCGGAAGGAAGUACGAGGCACGAUGCAGAUACAGCGCUGUGGGACAUGUCUUCUACCAGCCGUAAGAUGGCAGUAUAUAAGAAUCGAAGGUUUCGCCACAAUGGGAGGAGAUACAAAGCAUCAUCCAGGGGACUAAAGCUCGCAGAAAAUAACAAGCAUAGACAGACCUACAGCAACCCGACCAACGGCGAACCGAUUAUCAUCAAACCAACCAACAAUCCGAUUACCAACAAACCGACCAACAGCAAUCCGAUUACCAACAAACCGACCAAUGGCGAACCGAUCAACAACAACCCGACCAACAGCAAUCCGAUUAACAACAAACCGACCAACGGCAAACCAAUCAACAGUAAAGCAACCAACAACAAGCAACAAACCGAUCGAAAGCAAAGAGACCAACCGAAAACCAACCAACAGCAAACCGACCAAAAAUAAAACCGGUCAAUAGCAAACCGUGAAGCAGAAAAAAAAAUCAACGGGAAGCAGAUCAAACUAGAUUAGAAUAAACAACGAGCCGAAAUAGAAAGAACGCGAAAUCAAACUCAUGACCACUUAAACCUUACCUAAAACAAUUCAUUUGGAUUUUCUAUAUAACACCGAUUCUGAUCAAGGACAUAACUGGUAUUUACUUAAUAUUAAAAAAUGUGAUUUAAGAGUAGCAAAAUAUUAGUGUGAUGUUAUAGAUAAUAAGAGGCGUACUACUUUAAAGAGAGAGGAGGGUAUAAGUUGAAGGGAGAGGCUCUGAGUAAUGCCGAUCGUUGUUUCACACUAGUUCUUCAAAUAAAAAAUGUGUUUUCUUGAUUCUAGGAUUUUAGUUUGUGUCUCUUUACAAGACAUAGACAAGUCGAUAAGUAUUUCUUAUAUUAUAAUAUAGCUGGUUUAUCAAACAAAAGCCAAUAUAGUCUCCAAUUCAUUAAUGUGUGUACAUAACUUCCGUAUGAAAUUGAGAAAUUAUUAGCUAAUGGGUCAGAAUAUUUUGUUUUUCAGUACAGAAAAGGGGGCCUGUUUUAAUGUGGGGCACUUUAUAUUAAGAUCCUAUUCAUUACCUUAAUAUCUCUUGAAGAAAAGGCACUGUGCCAUUACCAUUCUCUUUUUGAACUCAAAUAAAAGACUGCCCCAAAUUUGUAAGAAUUUCAAUAUAAUCAUGAUCAUUCUGCUGCUAAUUUAUUUUAACCCCCCUCCUUACUCAUUUUCGCCUUUAUUUUUUUCUUCUAUAUGAAUUUCCUUGCUAACCAACUACAGAAAUCUGACCUUCAUUGGCCUUAAUCUUGUUCUAAGCAUGUUUGAAAAAUAAAACAACCAAAAAAAUAUCAAAGUUAUCAAAUUAAAUGCAAAAAAAGGAAGAGGCAGUUAAUGGUAAGUCAAUGAAAAUGGGAGGCAUUAUAGCUGUUGGGUAGAGGUGAAAUGAACGGAGCAUGUAUUUUAUACAAUUUUAAACCAUUCGUUUUAACGAAUCUUUUGUAGAUAGUGGGGCAAAACAUGUGAGUUUAUGUUCUAGAGGCAAUGUUUUAUGUUUUGUGUUAGUGUAAACGUCAUAUAACAAUGCGUAGAAAAUUAGGAAUUCGUGCGAAACAAUAUAUCAUAGUCUAGAGAUAGGUAGUGUAAAAAAUAAUUUACAAAAACGUGUGGUAUUGAAUAUUUAAAAUCAACUGAAUACCGCGUGUUUAAGUUAUAUUAUCGAAUAAACAUGAUAAAGGUACAAUUUGAGAUGCUUAUCAUAUUUGCGGCAAAUUUUGUUUGCAAGCGCAUAGAUGUUAUUUUUGUACAUAUUUUAUUUUUAGCCGUCCUUAUUCAUUUUUUGAGCUACAAUAUUUAAUACACAUAUCGUAUAAUCCUGUGCAUGUUCGAUAUUUUCAUUUGUUUAAAUAGAAUGAUAGGUCUAUCGAUAGUUUAUGUACAAAAUAUAAAUGAUUGUAUCGUCUCAUGAGCAAAGUAGUUUAUUUAAUCACCUAUAUUGACCUCAGAAACGUUAUUUUGACUGAUGCAUAUUAAUUUGAAGGAGAAAGUAUGAACAUGUGUAUAGGUCUUAAUUGAGUUUGUACAGUGUUUGUGAUUAGAACGUUUAAAGCAUUGACCGUGAACGCUUGAAAGUUGUAUAACUCUGAAACAGAUAUAACGCGCACACAAACAUUUCAUCAGAACAUUUAUCGUCGAUUUUACACAACCAUACACUCAAUUUAAGCUGUCUGAUUAAAGGUUAUUCGUCAAA